Molecule: messenger RNA, 309 nt
Organism: Drosophila obscura
Lineage: Eukaryota; Metazoa; Arthropoda; Insecta; Diptera; Drosophilidae
Exons: 1
Coding region: 45-203 (52 amino acids)
Source: RefSeq, a predicted model, not a curated record
GUAUUAGUUCUGGUUAAACAGAGUAAAGAAGUAAUUCAAGCAUCAUGCAGUCUUCAACGUUCCUUAUGGCCUUCUUGGUGGUGGCUAUGCUGAUGCUUUUCAGCGCCCCGAUUACUGAGGCCACCUUCUUGCUCAUUGCUUGCAUGUUGCGGUCUCCAUUGUGCCCAUGGGUCACCUCAGCCGCAACCAACAGCACAGGCUGAGAACAGGACCAUUCACAACUCAGUAUGAAGCUCGAUACCAGACACUCGAACACAUCAUUGGGACACAAAUAUGUACUAAAUAAAAUGAUUUUUUUGCUGCAUUGAA